Messenger RNA from Porites lobata, 345 nucleotides. The record is from the annotation of a GenBank genome assembly. NCBI's taxonomy places the organism in Eukaryota, Metazoa, Cnidaria, Anthozoa, Scleractinia, Poritidae.
AUGGAAAAGUUGGGAGAAACUCAGAAGAGGGCAGUUGAAGAGGGAGAGCAGGAUUGUCAGAAGAAGAAGAGGAGAAGUGGGAAUGAUACAAUUGAGUAUCUGCGAGAGAAAAGUGAGAGUGACAAAGUACUCAAAGAGGAAGAGCUGUCACUCAAGCGUAAACAACAGGAACUGGAAGAAAAAAAGCUAACCUCAUUUCUAGAUCAGCAGAAAUCCAUGAUGCAGUUAAUGCAGGAGCAACAGCAGCAGCAACAGGUUCAAACUAAUAACAUCCAAAUGAUGAUGAUGCAACAGUCCCAGGCUUUCAUGGCCGUGCUUGAUAAACUUACCAACAAAAUGGGCUAG